Clonostachys rhizophaga is the source of this 756-nucleotide messenger RNA. NCBI's taxonomy places the organism in Eukaryota, Fungi, Ascomycota, Sordariomycetes, Hypocreales, Bionectriaceae. The record is from the annotation of a GenBank genome assembly.
AUGCCACCCAGCGCCAUCAUUGCACCGUCGAUUCUGUCGGCCGACUUUGCCCAGCUCGGCGCAGAAUGCGCCCGCACAAUGGACCAGGGCGCCGACUGGCUCCAUGUUGAUAUCAUGGACGGCCAUUUCGUGCCCAAUAUCACCUUUGGAGCGCCCGUCGUUGCAAAGAUCCGCUCUCACGUUGACAAGCCCACGGAGAACCAUGGCCGAGGCACCUUUGACUGCCACAUGAUGAUUGCAGAGCCCAAGAAAUGGGUCAAGGAAUUCAAGAAGGCUGGCUGCGACCUGUACUGCUUCCACUACGAGGCGGCCUUCUCCUCCGCCGCCGAGAGCCCCGAGCAAAACACCGACGAGAAGACAAGCCCCAAGGCGUUGAUCCGAUAUAUCCAUGACCAGGGCAUCCUGGCGGGAAUUGCUAUCAAGCCAGAUACACCCGUGGAUGUGCUGUGGGAGAUUUUGGAGAACCCUGAGGAGAAGGAGAGACCAGAUAUGGUUCUCGUCAUGACAGUGCACCCCGGAUUCGGUGGCCAAAAGUUCAUGGCCUCCGAGCUGCCCAAAGUGCAAGAGCUACGAAAGAGGUAUCCCGAGUUGAAUAUCGAGGUCGACGGUGGUCUCGGGCCCGGGACCAUUGACCAGGCUGCCGAUGCUGGCGCCAAUGUUAUCGUGGCCGGCAGCGCCGUGUUUGGCGCAAAGGAUCCGGCUGAAGUCAUCUCACUGCUCCGGAAGUCGGUCGACGAAAGAAGCCAGAAGCUAUGA